AUGCAGGAGAGACCUAAACCUCUUCUGACUGUUCAGCCUGAACCAUCACAGAUAUUGAUUGGAGAUACAGUCACUCUCACAUGUGACAUACAGGGUGAAGGAUGGACAUACACAUGGCAGUGUGGAGGUAGAGAGCAGGCCUCUAUGGAGAAAGAGUUCAACAUCACUGCAGUGUCCACACAGAAAUGCAGGUGUUGUGUCAAGAGACAAUCAGACACCUCUGAAUGGAGUGAAGAAGUGACUCUGACUGUGUUGUACAAACCCAAAGUAAGUGUAAAGCCGCAGAGUUCAGUGUUCACUGGAGACACAGUUACUCUGAGCUGUGAUGUGGGACAGUCAACGGGACGAACGAUUUUCUGGUUCAAAGACUUCGAGAGAAUAAAAGCUAGUGAUGAUGUAGAAAUACGGAGUAAUGUGAGUAUGUCUGAUGGAGGACAGUAUAGGUGCAGUGCACAAAAAGGAAAGUACUUCACAACUCAAAGUCAAAGACUUGUGCUAACAGUAAGUGAGAGACCCAAGCCUGUGUUGCGUGUAGAUCCUGAUGAACAUGUGUUCAGAGGACAGACGGUCAUUCUCACAUGUGACAUACAGGAGACAGACGUCAGCAGCUGGAGCUACAUCUGGAGUAAAGAUGAUUCAGAGAUUGAUGUCAGUCAGUCACAGGAAUACAGAAUCAGUUCUGUUAAUGAAUCUCACACGGGUCGUUACAGCUGUACUGGAAGAGAAACAGGAGGAUCACGAUCCUCACACACCAGUGACACAGUUACACUCACACUAUCAGACAAACCCAAAGUAAGUGUAAAGCCGCAGAGUUCAGUGUUCACUGGAGACACAGUUACUCUGAGCUGUGAUGUGGGACAGCCAACGGGACGAACGAUUUUCUGGAUCAAAGACUUCAAGAGAAUAAAAGCUAGUGAUGAUGUAGAAAUACGGAGUAAUGUGAGUAUCUCUGAUGGAGGAGAGUAUAGGUGCAGUGCACAAAAAGGAAAGUACUUCACAGUUCAAAAUCGAAGAGUUGUGCUAACAGUAAGUGUAUCAACAAGUAUCAAGAACAGUCAGUUCAAUUUUCAAACAUGUGAAGUGUGUCCUGCAAUCAUUACAGAGAGACCCAAGCCUGUGUUGCGUGUUGAUCCUGAUGAACAUGUGAUCAGAGGACAGACGGUCAUUCUCACAUGUGACAUACAGGAGACAGACGUCAGCAUCUGGAGCUACAUCUGGAGUAAAGAUGAUUCACAGAUUGAUGUCAGUCAGUCACAGGAAUACAGAAUCAGUUCUGUUAAUGAAUCUCACACGGGUCGUUACAGCUGUACUGGAAGAGAAACAGGAGGAUCACGAUCCUCACACACCAGUGACACAGUUACACUCACACUAUCAGACAAACCCAGAGUAAGUGUAAAGCCGCAGAGUUCAGUGUUCACUGGAGACACAGUUACUCUGAGCUGUGAUGUGGGACAGUCAACGGGACGAACGAUUAUCUGGAUCAAAAACUCUAUGAGAAUAGAAACUGUUGAUCAAACAAUAACACUGAGAGAUGUGAGAGUCUCUGAUGGAGGACAAUAUACAUGUACUGUAGGAGGAAAGACCACAGCAAGCAAACCAGCCGUGCUAACAGUGAGAGGUAAGUGCUGUUUUUACAGUGCAAUCUGAUUUUGAGUUCACUAUACAGUUAUGAAAAUGAACCGCAUCCAUCAACAGUAUCAUGUUCUGUCUGUUAAAUUAAUUUCACACAGAGAGACCCAAGCCGGUGUUGCGUGUUGAUCCUGAUGAACAUGUGUUCAGAGGACAGACGGUCAUUCUCACAUGUGACAUACAGGAGACAGACGUCAGCAGCUGGAGCUACAUCUGGAGUAAAGAUGAUUCAGAGAUUGAUGUCAGUCAGUCACAGGAAUACAGAAUCAGUUCUGUUGAUGAAUCUCACACGGGUCGUUACAGCUGUACUGGAAGAGAAACAGGAGGAUCACGAUCCUCACACACCAGUGAUACAGUUACACUCACACUAUCAGG
Messenger RNA from Carassius gibelio (silver crucian carp), 2004 nucleotides. RefSeq names its product obscurin-like. The record is from RefSeq and is a predicted model, not a curated record. The transcript is spliced from 7 exons. NCBI's taxonomy places the organism in Eukaryota, Metazoa, Chordata, Actinopteri, Cypriniformes, Cyprinidae. The coding region runs from base 1 to 1647 and encodes 548 amino acids. Gene Ontology annotation, molecular function: transmembrane signaling receptor activity. Gene Ontology annotation, biological process: cell surface receptor signaling pathway.